Notodromas monacha is the source of this 348-nucleotide messenger RNA. The record is from the annotation of a GenBank genome assembly. Lineage: Eukaryota; Metazoa; Arthropoda; Ostracoda; Podocopida; Cyprididae.
AUGGCUUAUCAGCUAUACCGUAAUACCACCUUGGGGAACACGCUUCAAGAAACUUUAGACGAGCUAAUCGUUUACGGUCAAAUCUCUCCAACAUUGGCGAUGCGUGUCCUGACUCAGUACGACAAGUGCAUCAACAACGCCCUUGCCAAUCGCGUGAGAGCGAGAGUUCAGUUCAAAGCUGGGAAGCUCACCACCUACCGUUUCUGUGACAAUGUAUGGACUCUCAUGCUUAGCGAUGUUGAGUUCAAAGAAGUUCAUGAACUUGUUCGCGUAGAGAAGGUAAAAAUCGUUGCCUGUGAUGCGAAAGGUGGGGCUUCGAACAAAGAAGGCCCGAAAGAGAAAGAGUGA